AUGUCGCCUACCUUAUACACUUUGAUAUCGUUGGAACUGAAAACUCCGAGAGUUCAACCGGACACUCAAGCUAUAAUUGGUGUCAACGUCGCUUGCCCAAAUUCUGACGUCGCCUUGUUGGCUCUAGACAAAGGAUUGUAUAUUCUUAACAGUGAAAACAGACUUUCACGAGACAAGAUAUUUUCUGCUUUGGAUAAUUGUUCCUAUUCUUGUGUUUACACUGUUGCAAGUUCAGAUGGAAUGUUUGAUGUUGUUGGUUUGGCUGGAAUGUCUGACGCCUCCAUUAAUCCUCGCUAUAGCUGCUGUACAUCUUCAUGCCGUACUUCUUGUAUGAAUUCUGUGGAAAGAUUGUGUGCUGAGAUAAAAAUAAGAGCAGGGAAACUUUCCAGCAAAGCUGCCAAGUACUGUUUCGACGAGUACAGAGAGCUUGUUAAAGGAAAAUUCAGCAGCUUUGAUGACCUUUUGUCAGAGACGGAUCGAAGGAACGAGGCAGAGCACAAAACGGAGCACGUAGCCACUUAUAUCUACCAAUGUUGUACAGACAGAGCGAGAUUGGGUUCUCAAAGCGGCGUUCUUAACUUUGACAAGCAGGACCCGAGCUUCUUAAAAAGGCAAACGUAUUUUCCACACGUUUGGUUACAAGACAAAGUCCUUACCAACGGGGAUUUGAAAACAUUUGACAUGACUGUUCGAGUUCCGGACUCGAUUACAGAAUGGUCUGUCUACGGAUUGGCGCAGUGCUGUGAAUCGGGAUUUUGCGUGUCAGCGCCGAUCUCGAUUAACGUUUUUCAGAGCGUUUUUGUUGAGUGUCAUCUGCCGUUUUCGCUAAAGCGGCAAGAACAAGUGUCCGUGGCUUGCACUUCGUUCAAUUACAACCAACAUCCGACUAAUGCAGGGAUAAAAGUCGUUGAUGUACGUGAUGAUCUUUGCACUACUGCGGGAACGGGUGAAGAGACGGACUGGGUACGUUUUCGCAUUGAAGCUCAUGACUCGAAAACCGUUCUUAUUCCUGUUAUUCCAUUGGUAGUUGGAACAACGUUGCUAACGGUCAGGAUGAGUGUGUACCUUAAUAGUGAUCAGAUAGUUCAGAACAUCACUGUUGUGCCGGAGGGAGUUACUAGAGAGUCGGAUGUUGCUGUAGAGUUUGAUCCAUUUGAAGUCAACAUGGACGAAUCAAAGAGCUGCGCUAUUCUUCCACCUCCAGAUCUGAGAAUUGACCAGUGCUUUAAAUACGUAUUCUACAAUGGAGAAUGCAGUGAGCCUCUUGACGGGCCAUUUACAAGGAAGAAUGUUGCACUAAACAAAUUGGAAAUUUUGCUUCGGCGUUUCGCGCACCAAAGAGGAACGUGUGAACGGUGUCCUGGCAAAAACGAAAGUCACUACUGUACGGGGUUGUGUCAAUGCGGAGGACGUCCUUACAGUAAGAGUCAAACCAAUUUCUUUCCAGUACGACUUCCUGAAAACUACAUUGAAGGAUCGGUCACGGCCUGGAUAGGCGUCAGCGGAAAAUAUUUUACCGUGGGCGAAAAUAUGGAAGGAAAGGUUGACGAAAUCGAGAGCGUAGAGAGUAUGCUGAGAAUACCCGAUGUAGCUUCUACGUCAGUUCAAUCAAGGCAAAUGUGUCCACUGCUGCUCAAUCUUGAAACCAGGCACAAGUGA
Molecule: messenger RNA, 1659 nt
Organism: Corticium candelabrum
Lineage: Eukaryota; Metazoa; Porifera; Homoscleromorpha; Homosclerophorida; Plakinidae
Product: complement C3-like
Exons: 13
Coding region: 1-1659 (552 amino acids)
Molecular function (GO): endopeptidase inhibitor activity
Source: RefSeq, a predicted model, not a curated record